Molecule: messenger RNA, 972 nt
Organism: Schizosaccharomyces osmophilus
Lineage: Eukaryota; Fungi; Ascomycota; Schizosaccharomycetes; Schizosaccharomycetales; Schizosaccharomycetaceae
Gene: yea4
Product: ER UDP-N-acetylglucosamine transmembrane transporter
Exons: 1
Coding region: 1-972 (323 amino acids)
Biological process (GO): transmembrane transport
Cellular component (GO): Golgi membrane; endoplasmic reticulum membrane
Molecular function (GO): UDP-N-acetylglucosamine transmembrane transporter activity
Source: RefSeq, a predicted model, not a curated record
AUGAUUUUGGGGGCUCUUUCUUUUAUUUUUGGAGGGUGUUGUUCUACAGCUUACACUCUUGAAGCAAUUGUGAGAGAAUACCCGAAGAGUGGGUUAUUGAUUACAUUUUCUCAAUUUGUAUUCAUAGCAAUAGAGGGUCUGCUAUAUUUUUUAUUACACAACCCUUCUGCACUGAAGAAUCCCAAUGUACCCAGGAAACGCUGGAUGUGCAUAGUUUUCCUAUUCUUUAGUAUUAAUGUCUUAAACAACGUUGCUUUGGGGUUUGACGUUUCUGUCCCCGUACAUAUAAUUCUUCGAAGUAGUGGGCCGCUAACUACCAUGUCUGUGGGGUGGAUGUUAGCAAACAAGAAGUAUACAAUAUUGCAAAUGAUAAGUGUUGCUGUUUUAACCAUCGGUGUUGUAAUUUCAGUUCUUGGGAAUACAAACGACAUUCAUGUACACAUGUCUUCAACGACGAACUUUACAAUUGGCUUCACGAUAUUAAUGGUAACCCAGCUUCUUGGUGCAUUCAUGGGACUGCUUAUGGAAGACACAUACAAAAAAUACAACGCUAGCUGGAGAGAAAGUUUGUUCUAUACUCACGCUUUUUCAAUUCCCUUCUUUCUACCACUAUUGGGUUCAAUUCGAAAACAAUGGAUGCUUUUAUUCACGGACUCUGAAAGCUCCAAUCUUGUUUUAUUUGGUAUGCCACCAGCCUUUUGGUAUAUUUGUCUAAAUACAUUGGCACAGUACUUGUGCGUACGAGGUGUAAAUUCCCUUGGUUCCCAAAGCUCUGCAUUAACUGUCACAAUCAUUUUGAAUAUUCGUAAAUUCGUAAGUCUUUGUUUGAGUAUUCUUUUAUUCGGUAAUCGCCUGAGCGGUCCGGUCGUGCUUGGAGCUUGUUUGGUAUUUGGUUCUAGUGCAACGUACGCCUAUAGCCGGCCAGCGGUUAAAGCAAAAACUGUUGGAAAAAACGAAAAAAAGAAUACCUGA